AUGUCAUCCAUGAAAGGACUGGUCCAGUUCAUCGCGGACCUGCGUAAUGCGCGGGCACGAGAAUUGGAGGAGAAGCGCGUGAAUAAGGAGUUGGCCAAUAUUCGACAGAAGUUCAAGUCUGGUAACCUGAAUGGCUACCAGAAGAAGAAAUACGUUUGCAAGCUGCUUUAUGUCUACAUCCAGGGUUACGAUGUCGACUUCGGCCACUUGGAAGCCGUCAAUCUCAUUUCCUCCACUAAGUACUCCGAGAAGCAGAUCGGAUAUCUCGCCGUCACCCUUUUCUUACAUGAAGAGCAUGAACUGCUUCAUCUGGUCGUCAACAGUAUUCGGAAAGACUUGAUGGAUAACAGUGAGCUGAAUAUUUGUUUGGCAUUGCAUGCGGUCGCCAACGUCGGUGGUCGGGAGCUUGGAGAGGCUCUGGGAGCUGAAGUCCACCGACUUUUGAUCUCACCGACUUCGAAGGCAUUUGUUAAGAAGAAGGCCGCCCUCACGUUGCUUCGCCUGUACCGUAAAUACCCCGGCAUUGUUCGAAAUGAAUGGGCCGAAAGAAUUAUUUCGAUCAUGGAUGAUCCCGACAUGGGUGUCACGCUAUCUGUCACAUCCCUAGUCAUGGCACUGGCUCAGGAUAUGCCCGAGGAGUACAAAGGAAGUUACGUGAAGGCUGCACAGCGCUUGAAGCGGAUUGUGGUCGACAACGAUAUUGCGCCAGACUACCUUUACUACCGUGUUCCAUGUCCAUGGAUUCAAGUUAAGAUGCUGCGUUUGUUGCAGUAUUAUCCCCCAUCAGAGGAUAGCCAUGUUCGCGAGAUCAUCCGCGAGUCACUUAGACAGAUCAUGCAAGCUGCCAUGGAGACCCCCAAGAACGUACAGCAGAACAAUGCGCAAAAUGCAAUCCUCUUCGAAGCCAUUAACCUCCUUAUUCAUCUCGACUCUGAACAUACCCUGAUGAUGCAGAUCUCCGCUCGCCUCGGCAAAUACAUACAAUCUCGUGAAACCAACGUCCGAUACCUCGGCCUGGAUGCCAUGACACAUUUCGCUGCACGAGCGGAAACCCUUGAUCCGAUCAAGAAACACCAAAACAUAAUUCUGGGUUCUCUUCGAGACCGUGAUAUUAGUGUCCGCCGCAAGGGACUGGAUCUGCUGUACAGCAUGUGUGAUACCACUAAUGCAGGUCCUAUCGUGAAUGAGCUUCUGCGUUAUCUUCAGACCGCUGAUUACGCCAUUCGAGAGGAGAUGGUUUUGAAGGUUGCGAUUCUUACCGAGAAAUAUGCGACGGAUGCUCAAUGGUACAUUGACAUGACUCUGAAGCUUUUGUCACUUGCAGGCGAUCACGUCAAUGAAGAAGUCUGGCAACGAGUCAUUCAGAUUGUGACCAACAACGAAGAACUACAGGCUUAUGCGUCCCACACUCUCCUCGGAUAUCUCAAGACCGACUGUCACGAGAGCCUCGUCAAGAUUGGCUGUUACGUCCUUGGCGAGUUCGGUCAUCUCAUCGCUGAAAAUCCUGGAUCAAGUCCCAUUGAGCAAUUCUUGGCCUUGCAGGCGAAGAUGUUCAGUGGCUCUGACAAUGCAAGGGCCAUGAUUCUCUCGUCAUUUGUCAAAUUUGUCAACCUGUUCCCCGAAAUUAAGCCACAGCUGCUCCAGAUCUUCCGUCUAUACAGCCACUCUCCUGAUUCUGAAUUGCAACAGCGAGCCUUUGAGUAUCUGUCCCUCGCGACACUUCCAACGGACGAUCUGCUGCGAACUGUCUGCGAUGAAAUGCCGCCAUUCUCGGAGCGCACUUCCAUCUUGCUGUCCCGUCUCCACCAGAAGACAGCUGGGACCAGCGAGCGGAAGACAUGGGUGGUUGGCGGCAAAGAUGCUAAUGCAGACAAGAAGGAAGUGCUCAUGGCACAAACCACUGGUCUCAAGCGUUCCUUCACUACUAUUGUCAAUGGUACUCGGACUGGAUCCAAUGGCAAUACCCCAACAAGCGCAACGAGUGCAUCUGGCGAUCUUGCAGGUCUUGAUCUCAGCGGACCGCCGGCUCCUGCUCCAAACAUGGCUAGUGCGGCCCAUCUGACACCAGACUGGGAUGUUGGAUACAACAGAUUGUACUUCUCUGAAGAGGGCGUAUUAUUCCAAGACGCUCAGAUUCAGGUUGGGUUACGGUCGGAAUACCGUGGCCAUAUGGGUGUCGUCAAACUCUACAUCUCCAACAAAUCCUCAUAUUCUAUCGGAUCAUUGACUACGACUAUUGAUAAUCCCGCCAACCCCAACCUCAAAAUCGACAGCAAAAACCUUCCCGAUUCUAGCGUUGCUGCCGCCGGACAGACCCAGCAGACAUUCUUUUGCGCAUCCCAUGGGCCUUUCUCCGAUGCCCCAACCAUUCGUAUUUCUUACCUGGCUGGUGCGCUGCAAGCAUACACCCUCCAGCUACCUAUUCUGAUGCACCGGUACAUGGAACCGUCGUCUCUUUCCGCAGAAGACUUCUUCAAGCGCUGGAGGCAGAUCAAUGGCGGACCUCUGGAGUCUCAGAAGACGUUCGGGUUGAGUGGAAAGAACAAGACUAUCACAGAGGCAUAUACUCGAGAGACUGUGGAAGGCUUUGGAUGGAAGAUCCUGGAUGGCGUGGACCCGAACCCCAAGAAUAUCGUGGGCUGCGCCGUGUACCAGUUUGAAGUAGGCAAGACAGGAUGUCUGUUGCGCCUGGAGCCCAACUACGAGAAGUCGAUGUACCGAGUGACAAUUCGUGCCACUCAAGAGGGUGUUCCACAGGCACUUUCUCGACAGAUGGAGCAGAAAUUGGGACAAGGGCUCAAAAAUGAUGGCUCGUCUUAUUAG
Molecule: messenger RNA, 2823 nt
Organism: Penicillium malachiteum
Lineage: Eukaryota; Fungi; Ascomycota; Eurotiomycetes; Eurotiales; Aspergillaceae
Product: AP-2 complex subunit alpha
Exons: 4
Coding region: 1-2823 (940 amino acids)
Biological process (GO): intracellular protein transport; clathrin-dependent endocytosis
Cellular component (GO): AP-2 adaptor complex; membrane coat
Molecular function (GO): clathrin-cargo adaptor activity
Source: RefSeq, a predicted model, not a curated record